This is a messenger RNA of Clonostachys rhizophaga, 1896 nucleotides long. Lineage: Eukaryota; Fungi; Ascomycota; Sordariomycetes; Hypocreales; Bionectriaceae. The record is from the annotation of a GenBank genome assembly.
AUGCCAAGCUCACCGCCGUGUCCAGCAUCCCCACAGCCUAGCCAGCAGCGACGACGGCUUCUUAGCAGCAGAGCUUGCGACCGUUGUCGGCGGAGAAAAGCGAAGUGCGACUCGUCUGGCACAAGUAAUGCCUGCUCCCUAUGCCUCGAGGCCGAAGAAAGGUGCACGUUUGAUGUCCCUUCUGCGAGACGAGGACCCAAAAUCAGAAGGAUAACUGGGUCGACCGUCGCCGAGAAUAGAGAAAACACGGCGCCUUCGGCACUAUCACCUGCAAAUGGGGCGGUUGGAGUCCCGUCCUUUGGGAGCCCCAUUGGAGAGUCUCCAUCUGGCUCGUGGGAGCAUGGCGAGACUCUCCAUAUCGAACAUGCACUCUCUCCACAAACGAUUCGCAGCUCUGUGUCUGAUCCUUCAGGGACUCAUCGCCUUUCAGCUAUCCAAAGGUGGCAUGGCCUCUCCCGGUCACUGGCACUCAUCAACGUGAACAUCAACCAGAUGGUUACUCGAUGCUUUGAUUUGUUUUUCGAGUAUCUCUAUCCUCUUACUCCGUUGGUUCAUGAGCCAAGCCUACGAGAAGGGCUGGUAUUCUUUUUGGCUCACUCAUCUACGAGCCUAAACAGCGCUUCUCGAUCAAGAGUAGAUGCAGUCCCGGGUCAACCAGAUGAAGCAUGGCCGGAUUUCACGCAUGGUGCCCCAGUCAGUCUUUCGAUAAUAGAGCCGUGGCAUGAUUCGACUUUCACUCUCAUCACCGCUGUAUGCGCCGAGGCCGCCUUUCUGCUGCCCAGGGACCUAUUCGCAGAAGGAGAAAGCGUCGCCAAUAUCUUCCUCCAAGCCUCUCGUGGAUGUUUGAAUCAGUAUCUCGAGGCAGACUUGGAGAACCCUAACGCCAACUCCAUUGCCAUUCGCUACUUUCACUCCAACUGCCUCCAUGCAGCUGGGAAGCCAAAGUACUCAUGGCACAUAUUUGGUGAGGCCACACGACUUGCGCAGGUGAUGCAGCUGCACGAGGAGUCUUCGCUUGAGGGACUGUUCCCCAUUGAAGCCGAGUUGAGGCGAAGGGCAUUCUGGAUCGUGUACAUGGGCGACAAAUCUGCCGCCAUCUUGAAUAAUCGGCCCAUCACCAUCCACAAGUACUCUUUCGAAGCCGGCAUCACGACCUCGUACCCAACUGGCAUCGAAGAUGAGUCCUCUAUUGGUCCUUCACCGGGAAACGAGGCACCUUCGCCUGGCAGCAGUCGCAGGAACUUUAUCGAAGGCUUCAAUGCAAACCUGCGGCUUUGGCAAGCAGCGUCUGACGUUCUGUUAGAAGCCCGACUCAUCCAUGACAGGGAAAACCUAGGAAUGGCCUCUGCUCCGCCCCAAGCUCUCUUGACCAACGAGCAGCGUCGCCGCCUCGACGCCCUGUAUGUAAACUUCAUCACAUGUCUAGACGACCUCCCGCCAUAUUUGCAAUCAUACACCUUCGCAGCUAUCGCGACUGGCGGAAAGGAGACCACGACGCAGUCGAAGCAGUUCAUCAUCCAGUGUGCCAACCUGCAGGUCUCGCUGCACUGCCUCAAGAUGGCAAUCGCGGAGAAACUGGAUCUUCCAACAUGCUUUGGCACCAGCAUCGAGCAGGCAGACCUGAAAAAGACGGAGAUAGCAAGGGAUAUGCUGCGGGUGAUGCAUGAGGCACCGUUCUGGUCGUUGCAGGUAAAUGGGGAGCCAUACGUUGAGAAGAUUCGGCUCAUCGGAGCCAGCUUGUUAGCGAUAAUUCACCGGAAUCAGAGUUCGCCUCUGGCCACCAGAGCACGUGCUGACUUUUCGGUUUUGCUUGAUAUUCUGACACGGCUGGACUCUAAAGCGUCUAAUUUGCUGCGAAGCAAUUCAACGUGGGAUGUAUACGCUUCGAAAGGAUAA